AUGCACCCAAAUCCGGCGGCCCGCCGGUGCGAGGAUCCCGAGGAGGUCGCGAGCGAGGAUGAGGUGGAGGAGGGGCAGGCGAGCGAAGAAGGGGAGGGAGCGGAGGCGGCGGCUUGCGUGAGCGUCGGGGCGGAGGACGCCGUUCCACCUCAUGAGCAGCGGCGGAAGCCGCGAGUCGGACGGCGCACGUCGGCGAGGGAGCGGCGCGCGCGCGGCGGGGCGGCCGCGGCCACGAAGGCGGACGAGGAGGACGGGGCGUGCGAGGCCGUUUGCAGGGCCGUGAGCGAGCAGCAGCGCUGCGGCAACACCCUCGAGCGCGCGGGCGGCGCCUUUGGGUGCCUGCUGCCCGCGGGGCACGCCGGUCCGCACCAGAUCGUGCAGCCAGGCAGGCGGGCUCGCAAGGUCGAGGCACCGCCCGCGCUGGAGCCGCGGCCACGGCCGCUGAGCGCGUACCAGCUCUUCAUGAAGGACGAGGUGGCGCGGCUCAAGGCGUCCGACUCGGAGAUCUCGCACAAGGAGGCGUUCAAGGAGGCCGCACGCACUUGGGGCACCGCCGACGCCAACCCGCAGAAGCGCGCCAUGGCGGACGCGACGCGCAGCGUGCCUGCGCCGGCAGAGGGCGAGGGCGGCGCCGCGCGCGAACGUGUGGGCGGGGGCGCCGUGCCACCGCCCGCUGCCCGCAAGCGCCAGCGCGAAGAGCCGCCGCCGCCGCCGUCAAAGGAGGCGGCGACGGCCGCGGGCCACGUCGAUGAGGUGCCGCGCGCGCUGGAGCAGCUCGCCGCGGGCACGCGCGUGCGGGUGCUGUGGGAGGGGGGCGAGUGGUACGCCGGGAGGUUCAAGGGCCACUCCUCCGCGAGAGGGCACUGCGUCGCGUACGACGACGGCGACGUCCGCUACCACCGUUUGGAGGAUGAGGUCUGGGAGAUCGAGGGCAGCGGCGGCGGAGGGCAGGGCGCGGCGACCUUGUCGGCUGCGGCGACCUCGUCUGCUGCGACGAGGCAGAAACGACGCGACGCGCCCCCGGAGGCGCCGCGGCGGAAACAACGGCGGGUGGAGGAGGGGGGCGAGGUGGACAACGUGGCCGACAGCGGGGGCGCCGCGCCGCUUCUCGACGAGAUGGAGGGUGUCCGCCUCCACCUCAGCAGCACCUCCAACACGGGCUACCGCGGAGUGCACAAGAGGAACGACCUACCCGGCACAGGCAAGCCGUACAUAGUCAAGCUGAGGUCUACAUCGAGCUACUUUGCCACCGCUGUCGAGGCAGCCCUCUACUACGCACGCUCGAGCACGGGGGCUGGGUCGGUCGGCGGCGGCCCUUCCUCGAGCGCUACCCAGGGCGCUCCCCCAAAGGACGAGGCUCUGCCCGAGUCGGACAGCCGGGCCGCGCCAGAGGCGGAGGCUCCGACGCGAAACGCCUGGGGCGGGAUGGCCAAGGUGCGACCGCUGCUCGAAGGCCUCGGCCUGCUCGACUACGCGGCCGCCUUUGACGCCGCGGGCUACGACGACGACGAAUUUCUCCUCUCUCUCGACGGCGGCGAGCUCGCCGAGGCGGCGGCGGAGGUCGGGAUGCGAGCGGACCACGCGCGGCGCUUUGUGCGCGAGGUCGGCUCCCUCCCUCGGGCGCCGCCGCGCGCGAGCAGGCUGUGGGCCUGA
Messenger RNA from Emiliania huxleyi CCMP1516, 1653 nucleotides. RefSeq lists its product as hypothetical. Gene Ontology annotation, biological process: multicellular organism development. The transcript has 2 exons. The record is from RefSeq and is a predicted model, not a curated record. The coding region runs from base 1 to 1653 and encodes 550 amino acids. NCBI's taxonomy places the organism in Eukaryota, Haptophyta, Isochrysidales, Noelaerhabdaceae.